This is a messenger RNA of Conger conger (European conger), 4545 nucleotides long. It is a transcript of the gene trim23, whose product is annotated as tripartite motif containing 23. Lineage: Eukaryota; Metazoa; Chordata; Actinopteri; Anguilliformes; Congridae. Gene Ontology annotation, biological process: vesicle-mediated transport; intracellular protein transport. The coding region runs from base 233 to 1972 and encodes 579 amino acids. The transcript has 11 exons. The record is from RefSeq and is a predicted model, not a curated record. Gene Ontology annotation, molecular function: GTPase activity; GTP binding; zinc ion binding. Gene Ontology annotation, cellular component: lysosomal membrane; cytoplasm; plasma membrane.
GGAUCUGCCAUUGGAUUUGUUGGGGGAGAUAUCUCUGUUUGAGUUGCGCUGUUGUUGGUCAUUAUAUUGUUUAUUUUUCUAUUUUACUUGUGUACGAAAUCACACUAAGCGGAACUGUAUUACCUACAUGUCAAUAUAUAUUUUUAAAUGGGAUAUGUAGAUACGCAUGUACAAUGACAUAUUAGUUCAAAUUAUAUUAACCCGGCAGAGGUUUCAGUGGUAGUGCCUGAGGAUGGCCGCUGCUGCGGGUGUAAACAAGCAGGGGACCGCUGCAGCAAUGGACGCUUGUGUUCGCCACAGCAGAGCAACUGCUGGGAACACAGUGAAGGUGUUGGAGUGUGGAGUGUGUGAAGAUGUCUUUUCUCUACAAGGGGAUAAGGUUCCCCGGCUGCUACUCUGUGGACACACCGUGUGUCACGAUUGCCUCACCCGCCUGCCCCUGCACGGCAGGGCUGUCCGCUGCCCCUUCGACAGACAGGUCACUGAACUCGGCGACUCUGGGGUGUGGGGGCUGAAGAAGAACUUUGCUUUGCUGGAACUGCUGGAGAGGCUGCAGCAUGGAGCCUCAAACCAGUCGGGUAUGAUGGAGGACGCCCUCGGAGGGGCGGGAGAGUGCAUCAUCCGCUGCGAUGAGGACGAGAGCCACACGGCCUCCAUGUACUGCACCGUGUGCGCCACCCACCUGUGCUCCGAGUGCUCCCAGCUCACCCACUCCACCCGCACGCUGGCCAAGCACCGCCGCGUGCCCCUCGCAGACAAGCCCCACGAGAAGACCCUCUGCCCCCAGCACCAGGUGCACGCCAUCGAGUUUGUCUGUCUGGAGGACGCCUGCCAGCCUGGCCCGCUCAUGUGCUGCGUGUGCAAGGAGUACGGCAAGCACCAGGGACACAAGCAUGCAGUGCUCGAGGCGGAGGCCAACCAAAUCCGCGCUUCCAUCCUGGACAUGGCGCACUGCAUCCGCUCGUUCACAGAAGAAGUGUCGGAGUACUCCAGGAAGCUGGUGGGCAUUGUGCAGCAGAUCGAGGGUGGAGAGCAGAUCGUGGAGGACAGCAUCGGCAUGGCCCACACUGAACACGUCCCCGGAGCGGCGGAGAGUGCCCGCUCUUGCGUGAGGGCCUACUUUGCCGACCUCCACGAGACGCUGUGCCGCCAGGAGGAGAUGGCCCUCAGCGUGGUGGAUGCCCACGUCAGGGAGAGGCUCAUCUGGCUCAGGCAGCAGCAGGAGGACAUGACCAUCCUGCUGUCCCAGGUCUCCACUGCCUGCCUGCACUGCGAGAAGACACUGCAGCAGGACGACUGCAGGGUUGUGAUGGCCAAGCAGGAGAUCACCAGGCUACUGGAAACCCUGCAGAAGCAGCAGCAGCAGUUCACCGAGCUGGCCGACCACAUCCAGCUGGACUCCGGCAUCCCCGUCACCUUCACAAAGGAUAACAGAGUCCACAUCGGUCCAAAGAUGGAGAUCCGUGUGGUGACCCUGGGCCUGGAUGGUGCUGGGAAAACCACCAUUCUGUUUAAGCUAAAACAGGAUGAGUUCAUGCAGCCCAUACCCACAAUAGGUUUCAAUGUGGAGACGGUGGAGUACAAAAAUCUGAAGUUCACUAUCUGGGAUGUGGGUGGUAAACACAAGCUUCGCCCGCUGUGGAAACACUACUAUCUAAACACGCAAGCGGUGGUGUUCGUGAUUGACAGCUGUCACAGAGACCGACUGAUGGAGUCUCACAGUGAGCUGGCUAAACUGCUGACAGAAAAGGAGCUUCGAGAUGCACUGUUACUCAUUUUUGCUAACAAACAGGACGUCCCCGGAGCGGUGUCGGUGGAGGAGAUGACGGAGUUGCUGAGCCUUCAUAAGCUGUGCUGCGGGCGGAGCUGGCACAUCCAGGGCUGUGACGCCCGCAGCGGGAUGGGCCUCCAUGAGGGCCUGGACUGGCUGUCCCGGCAGCUGGUGGCUGCAGGCGUCCUGGACGUGGCCUGAGGCCCCACCCACUGACCUCUCUGCACUGGAACCUGCCCUCUCCCUCAGCCCAGCCCAGCCCAGCCCAGUCACCUUCUCUCCGUGAUGUGAUGAACAUUUCCUAGCACACAGCAGCAGCUAGAAGUCCAUCAUAGGUCGAUGCUUCAUGUUUCUUGAGUAGCAGCAUUUGCAAAUAAACAAGGCUGGUGUUGGAUGUGCCCUCUAUUGAAACAAACUGCUCAAUGAUAGUUGACAACUUACUAACGCACCUAUGAGACUAUUUCCAUCAUACCUUGCUGAGUGUGGAAAUGUUAACUUUAGAGCAUAAUUUAACAAUUAAGGUUGUUUCUGUGUUUAUAACCUUAGUGUUGUGUGUGUACAAUAUAAUUGAGGACAGCAGGUGUUCAGCAUGUUUUUCUUUGUUACAUGUCCAGUUAAAAAAUUGCUGUUCGCCACUAUUAAUGUUAUGCACAUAUUGGAUAUGCCCCCUUCAGAGAUCACAUAACUCAGUGCCUGAUUUCCCCUUCAAUUGUGAAAAUGGAGAUGCUGAUCAUUUUAAUUCCUUUUUGGUUUCAGUGAGCUGUGCAAAGUAAGUCUUAUGUUCAAAGUGCAGUUUUAACAGAUGAAAACAGAGCACAUUCUGUUGGUUUGUGCUCAUACUCUUGCAUCCAGCGCUAAAGGGUUUAAAGCUGAACUCUCCCAUGUUUUUAAAUGUAAUUAUGGGCCUUGGCUACUUGACACCCCUUGCUGGCAGAUUUUAGAUUUUGACCCCCCCCCCUUUCUAUGUGCUGGUAAACCCUGGUGAACCCUAGUCUGAAGUGGCUCACUCUUGGGCUGAACCAGUAUUCUCCAUUUCUGAGGCCUUGGUGGCUUUAAAAAUCCCCCUUCAGAUGUCAGUCGUGUAAGAAGUGCCUGGGCCAUUCAUGUCCUGUCCAUUGUGCAGGUUUGCUGGUUGAAGCACGUUGCCAGUUUAACAAUUGAAAUAACUAGUAUUCUGCUGCAUUCCCCCUACUGAUAUCUAGGCUUAUUCAAAUUGAACAACAAUUUAAUGUGCAUUAUCCAUCUUGUGGUGGGGUGGGGUGGGGGAGAUGUUAUGCGUUUGUAAUAUAGCAGACAAGGUUAAGCUUUCCAAUUCUGUCCCAAUUUUAAGUCUUAAAGAUGGUCCACUGAGGAAGAGGUGAUCCAGCCAUCAGAUUGGUAUUGCUCUAGGAUGGUAGUUUACUGAGAUUAUUUGUGUUUUAGUACUUUUGUAUAUAGUAAAGUAAAAAAAAAACAAUUGACCAGAAUUGGAGGAAACUCGUAGCUGUGAUGGUAAAGCAGAUUAUUAAUGUUUAUAGCUGUUCCCGCCUCCUGUUUUGAGGAGUGCGUUACGUUCAGAGUGCAUUAGAUGCACUGGCCUGCAGUUUGGUGGCAUCUCUCCAUAGCAUUUGUUUGAAGUUCAAAUGGACACGUGGUAGCCAUGCCAUGGAACCCACGACUUGUGGUUUGACCCCGUUACUUGCAGAUCUGUGACCAACUGCUGUUUUCAGCACUUCAUGCCUGACUAGAAUGCGUGCAGCUACUUUUGUUACGUACUUUUUCCUUAGGGCUGGGACUAUGGCAAUUUUCAAACUAACUGCUUCACGGCUUAAUGGUGCAUCAACGCAUUGACUCAUUUAUGACUCAGUUGACUGAUACAAUAGUCCUAGGGUUUUAUUUAACCUAUGCUGAUACUGGGUUAGGGCAUUUUGAUGUGCAAUACACAACUGACUAAACUACUAGCUAAGAUUAUUUAUAUAUUAAAUUAGAACUUCACAUAAAUGCAGAUGUGAGGAUUUCUGUGAGCCCACUUACUACAUCAUGCAAGUUUUAUAAAGUUAACAUACGAAUUUAGUUUAAUUUACUUGAGCUGCCCCUGCACCAGUGAGUUCAUAUGCAUAAUAUAGAUAUGCAGACCAAAAGCCUUUAUUGGCUGCUGGCAAUUGGCAAUAAAUUGUGUGGUUUCCUUUUCAUAGUUUGUGGUUGGGGUGGGAGUGGAAGAGCUCACCUCCAUUUAUGAAAGCAUAGAAAUCCUUGAGCAAAAUUCAAAAGGUGUCAUGUUUGUUGUCUGGCAUUAUAAAUUGCGUUAAAGAAAACCGAGUAAAUUUUGCACGUUAACUGCUUAUAAAAUCCAAUAGAUUGAUGCAGUAGUCCCAGCUCUAUUUUUAAUUUUUGGUGUUUUUCAUUAAAAUUUGUCACAUUUGUGUUUGUUACAAGGAUAUACCGGUAGGUCUUUGAGUGUAUUGUACUAAGAACCUUCAUUUUGCUUUAAAAAAAAAAAAGAAGAAAAUUCAAAGUGUUGGUCUGAGUUAAUACUAUCCUUAUUCAACAUCAUUGUUAUGUAAUGUUUACUACCUUGCUUGUACCCAUUUACAGAGCAUGUAUGAAUUUAGUUCCCAUUCUUAAACAGGAUAAUAUUCCAUGUCACUUUGUGAAUAUUACAUCAUUGGCUUAACUUCUGUAAACCCCUCAAAGCACAGUGCUCAUCCAAAGCAUUUGUAACUUGUGGACUUCAUUUCUUUUCUAGACCAUUCAAUAUUAACAUUAUGCUAUUAAAUAACUGAUGAACAUGACAA